GGCGCGAAGUCACUCACGCGGCGCAUUCCGCCGCCCGCAGGCUCGCGGGGAAACUUCCUUAUUAUUGUGACGCCGAAAACCGAGAAAGCCCGAGCCCAGCCAGGGGCGCCCUGACAGCCGGGAUCCCACGCCGCGGUGCGGCGGCUGCAGAGAUCUGCAAGGUGUGGUGGAACACUUCUGGCUUCUAGUCCAAAUGCCAAGUGUGUGACCUGUGGCUACAUGACUCCCUGAAAGAUAAGAACAAUGUUAUGUUGGGGAUAUUGGUCUCUGGGCCAACCUGGGAUCAGCACCAACCUGCAAGGCAUCGUGGCUGAGCCCCAGGUGUGUGGAUUCAUAUCGGACAGAAGCGUCAAGGAAGUAGCCUGUGGGGGAAACCACUCCGUGUUCCUGCUGGAGGAUGGGGAAGUUUACACGUGCGGUUUGAACACCAAGGGGCAGCUGGGCCAUGAGAGGGAAGGAAACAAGCCAGAGCAAAUCGGAGCUUUGGCAGAUGAGCACAUCAUUCACGUGGCGUGCGGCGAGUCCCACAGUCUGGCCCUCAGUGACCGGGGCCAGCUGUUUUCUUGGGGUGCAGGGAGUGAUGGUCAACUAGGACUCAUGACUACUGAGGACUCCGUAGCAGUGCCCAGGUUAAUACAAAAGCUGAACCAGCAGACGAUAUUACAAGUUUCCUGUGGCAACUGGCAUUGCUUGGCUCUUGCAGCUGAUGGCCAGUUCUUCACGUGGGGAAAGAACAGCCACGGGCAGCUAGGCCUGGGGAAGGAGUUCCCCUCCCAGGCCAGCCCGCAGAGAGUGAGGUCCCUGGAGGGGAUCCCGCUGGCCCAGGUGGCUGCAGGAGGGGCCCACAGCUUUGCCCUGUCGCUCUCAGGAGCUGUUUUUGGCUGGGGGAUGAAUAAUGCGGGGCAGCUGGGGCUCAGUGAUGAAAAGGAUCGAGAGUCUCCAUGCCAUGUAAAACUCUUACGUACGCAAAAAGUUGUCUAUAUUAGCUGUGGAGAAGAACACACAGCCGUUCUCACAAAGAAUGGAGGUGUGUUUACUUUUGGUGCUGGUUCCUGCGGGCAGCUUGGACAUGACUCCAUGAAUGAUGAGGUUAAUCCAAGAAGAGUUCUAGAGCUGAUGGGUAGUGAAGUAACUCAGAUUGCCUGUGGCAGACAACACACCCUAGCUUUUGUGCCUUCUUCCGGACUCAUCUAUGCAUUUGGUUGUGGAGCAAGAGGUCAACUCGGAACUGGACACACCUGUAACGUUAAGUGCCCGUCUCCUGUCAAGGGUUACUGGGCUGCCCACAGUAGCCAGCUGUCAGCCCGAGCUGAUCGCUUUAAAUACCAUAUUGUUAAGCAGAUCUUCUCUGGAGGAGACCAGACUUUUGUACUUUGCUCCAAAUAUGAGAAUUCGUCUCCUGCUGUUGACUUCAGGACUGUGAACCAAGCACAUUAUACCAGUUUAAUAAAUGAUGAAACCAUAGCAGUUUGGAGACAAAAACUCUCAGAGCACAACAACUCGAAUACAAUGAAUGGUGUUGUACAGAUACUAUCUUCUGCAGCCUGUUGGAAUGGAAGUUUUCUCGAAAAAAAAAUUGAUGAACAUUUUAAAACAAGUCCCAAAAUCCCUGGGAUUGACCUGAACUCAACUAGAGUGUUAUUUGAGAAGUUAAUGAACUCUCAGCACUCCAUGAUUCUAGAACAGAUCUUAAACAGCUUCGAAAGUUGCCUGAUUCCCCAGUUGUCAAGUUCACCGCCGGAUGUGGAAGCAAUGAGAAUCUAUUUGAUACUACCUGAGUUUCCCCUGCUCCAGGAUUCCAAGUAUUACAUCACAUUGACUAUUCCCUUGGCUAUGGCCAUCCUGCGGCUGGACACAAACCCCAGCAAAGUAUUAGAUAACUGGUGGUCUCAGGUAUGCCCGAAAUAUUUCAUGAAGCUAGUAAACCUCUAUAAAGGUGCAGUCCUGUAUCUACUGAGGGGAAGAAAGACAUUCUUAAUUCCUGUACUGUUUAACAAUUAUAUUACAGCAGCUCUCAAGCUCUUGGAGAAGUUAUAUAAGGUAAAUCUGAAAGUGAAGCAUGUGGAAUAUGAUACAUUUUACAUUCCUGAGAUUUCCAGUCUGGUGGACAUCCAGGAAGACUACCUCAUGUGGUUCUUGCAUCAAGCAGGGAUGAAGGCUAGACCAUCUAUAAUACAGGACGCUGUAACCCUUUGCUCCUACCCGUUCAUCUUUGAUGCCCAAGCCAAGACCAAAAUGUUACAGACCGACGCUGAACUACAGAUGCAGGUGGCAGUCAACGGAGCCAACCUGCAGAACGUCUUCAUGCUUCUCACCCUGGAGCCUCUGCUGGCCAGAAGCCCCUUCCUGGUCCUUCACGUCCGCAGGAACAACCUUGUCGGAGAUGCCCUCAGGGAGCUGAGCAUUCAUUCUGAUAUCGAUCUGAAAAAGCCUCUCAAAGUAAUCUUUGAUGGUGAAGAAGCAGUGGAUGCUGGCGGUGUUACAAAGGAAUUCUUUCUUUUGCUGUUAAAAGAACUUUUGAAUCCCAUCUAUGGAAUGUUUACCUACUAUCAAGAUUCAAAUCUCUUGUGGUUUUCAGAUACAUGUUUUGUAGAGCACAACUGGUUUCACUUGAUCGGCAUAACCUGUGGCCUAGCUAUCUACAAUUCCACUGUGGUUGAUCUCCACUUCCCGCUGGCUCUCUACAAGAAGUUACUGAACGUGAAGCCUGGCUUGGAAGACUUGAAGGAGCUAUCACCCACGGAAGGAAGGAGUCUUCAAGAGCUUUUAGAUUACCCCGGGGAAGAUGUUGAGGACACUUUCUGCCUCAACUUCACGAUCUGCCGGGAAAGCUACGGCGUGGUGGAACAGAAGAAGCUGAUACCCGGGGGAGACAAAGUCACCGUGUGCAAGGACAACAGGCAGGAAUUUGUGGAUGCUUACGUGAAUUACGUCUUCCAAAUCUCAAUUCACGAAUGGUACACGGCCUUCUCCAGCGGCUUCCUCAAGGUGUGCGGUGGCAAAGUGCUUGAGCUCUUCCAGCCUUCAGAACUGAGGGCCAUGAUGGUGGGGAACAGCAACUACAACUGGGAGGAACUGGAGGAGACUGCCAUUUACAAGGGUGAUUAUUCGGCUACACAUCCCACUGUGAAACUGUUUUGGGAAACAUUUCAUGAGUUUCCAUUGGAAAAGAAGAAGAAGUUUCUCUUGUUCCUGACGGGCAGCGACCGCAUCCCCAUCUACGGCAUGGCCAGCCUGCAGAUCGCCAUCCAGCCCGCGGCCGGCGGCGAGGAGCACCUGCCGGUGGCGCACACCUGCUACAACCUGCUCGACCUGCCCCCGUACCGCAGCAAGGAGACGCUGCGCGCGCGGCUGUCGCAGGCCCUGGACAACUACGAGGGCUUCAGCCUGGCCUGAGUGUCCCCGCGCCGGGGCCUCUGCAGGAAAUCCCGGGCAGCGGGUUCUAUUUUUUUAUCGUCCGAGGGGGUGGACGCUUUCGAAUCCUGACCCUGCUCGAGGAGCUUCUGGGUUUGCAAAGCAGGGAAGCGACCUUGCUGAAAAAGGAGGGCUUAGGGAUGGGGUGAAAAAAUUGGCUCUCGUAUGGGAGGUGUUUUUGUGUUCGUUUUAAACCAGACUACCUAGUGUUCCUCGUUCCUGUGACUGUGUCGCACUCUGCUGGGUAAAUGGCGGUGGAGUGUCAAGCUGUCAUUUCCCAGAUGUCUCUCUUGGCCCUGGUCGUUCUCGUUCCAAGAAUGGUUUUGACCGAUCCGUCCUUCCUUAAACCUGCGCAUGCAGAACGUGUCCCUGUAUGCAGCCGGGGACGUGCCCGGCCUGUCGCAGCCCCUCUCUAGCCCGCAUGGAGGACAGGACCCCUUCAGAAACUCCCAGCUCCAAACAGCGGAGUCUCGGUCCAUUACUUUGGCGGGACUCUUGAGAAUUUAUGGGAGCCUUUAUAAACCCAUCUUGCUUUAAAAAAUAAAUAAAUAAAAUUCUCGAGGGAAUAGCAACCUUCCCAUGGCUGUGCCGAUUUCCUAGACCUUUUUAAAGAUGUGCAGAGCAGCUUCGAGUUGCAGCCGAGCCUGAUUUUGUUUUGUUUGCUCAGCUACAUCCCUUUGACGAUCAGGUGGCUUGAUAGAGCCUACCUGUUCUGUCGUCUCGCUCCCGAAGCAAGUUGCAUCCAUUACAUUGAGUCUCUGUACUGUCUGAGAGAAAAGUAGGAAUAAUAAAUUUCUUGUCCCGUUCUCUGUUACUUUAUAUCCUCCACCACUUUCUCUUUCCUCCUUUCCCCCCUCCCUCCUCCCUUAUUUUACUUUCGUCCCUUUCUCGCUUUCCCCAUUUUUUGUUACUGAAGGUCCUUCCCUCUUCUCUCCUAGUGGAUGCAUGCAGUCUGAUUCCUUAAAUUUUUAUUUAAAUUGCAAAAUUUCUACUCAGAUUUUUUUCCCCCCUCUUCCCUAAUUGCUAAGACAUAAGGACAUUCUUUAUUAUGGAACUUUGUUUAUCACAUUUGAAAUGUCUGUUUACAGUGGGAUUUUAGGGGAGAUUGUGUUUAAAUCAAAUAUAUGUAUCUCAAAAAUAAUGACAUGCUCAGCCUUCCUCCUCAUGGGAUAAGAAAACUCUAGAUGAUUUAAAGAAUCCAUGUAAGCCUAAUUUUAAAUUCCUAGUGACUAGAGCAAAGACUUAUUUAUAUAAAAUGGAGUAUUUAUGAACUGUGACACAGAUCAAAUCUCAAUGAAGGGUUGUAGAUUUUUGCUUUUGCUUUUUGUUUUUAAAACUUAUUCCAAUUGCUUAAAUUGGUAGUUUUCCAGUCUUUAUAAAUAUAAGGUUAAAAAAGAUUAUACAGUUAUAUGAAAUGUUUAUUUUCUAUGUGUGUGCAUAUAGUUCAAUAUCAUGCAAUAAAUUUGGUGUUUUAACUUAAAACCAUUUCUUAUUGUACUUGCAGAAUGGACAGUUUGCUUCUACCCAAAUAAUCUCAUAUUCAUAGAAGGUCAAAUUUGGUUCCUGCCAUAAGAAAGUAGAACAAAGUGCUGCAGAAACGGAGAGGACGGCAGGGGCAGGUGGCAGGUGGCAUUGGGCGGGAUGGGCGUUCUGAAGAUGGGGACGGACAAGAAGGCAUUUCUCAUGGAGGGAGAGGGUUUAGCCAGGGCUCCAUCAUGGGGCAUAACAGAGAAGGCCAGGAAUGGUGUGAGGGAAGCGUCCCAGGAAGCAGGAUAACCAUGAUAAAUAAUGAUACAUGAGACUGGGGAGAAAAAGGUAGAUUCGGGGCUAACCAGGCUAAGCAUGGGGACGUUAGCGAGUAGCCAUGUAGGCUUUGUUCAGACAUUCAGAGCCUUGGAGUGAUAAAACCCGAGCCUGGUCCUAAGAAGGAAGAUGCGGAUGGUAUGAAUUUGGAGGAGUCGGAGUGGGAAGGACCAAUCCAAGCAGGGGGUGGCGGGGGUGCUGGAGAGGAGCAACAGGAGCCAUGGGGAGAAGCGAGCGGAGGUGUCGGGAGCUGCAGGGACAAGGGAGGACAAGGGGGGACCAGAGACCUGUGUCGUGACCGAUGAUCAUUCGCCCACUUACACCCAGUGUACGAAACACAGCAAAAACAACAAGUAUUUUCAAUAAAUUGGUAAAACAAGUACAACGUAUUGUUCUGCUAGAUUUAACAGGCGGUUUAAAGGUGGUGAAGAGAACAGUUUUAUUAUUAAGCUCCAUUCAGCAAUCAUUGAUUUUUCUGGGAUGUUUUCCUUUUUCCCGUCAUCAUUUCUUGCUUCCGAAGCCUGAACUCUUCAGGAUGGGCGUUUCUGUAUGUGCCUGUCCACCUACUGACCCUCCCCGCCCUGCAAACCUUUGGACAUGUCUUCACUAUUUCAGUCCUUAACCAAUUUAAUGAAAUUCUUGGGCGACUUCCUUUUCCUGGUUGGGGCUCCAUGGGAGUAUACGAAGGCAAUUAGCAAAUGUUGGGCGUUCUGUCUACUCCGCGUGAAAGCUUUUGGAGGGUGAGCAGUGGUUGGCAAACUGCCGCCCAGCAGCUACAGGUUUUUACGUUUGUAAAAAGGUUGACAAUUGUUGGAAGGCUAUGUUGACAGAGACUGUGUGGCUUACAAAGCCCUAACAUGUUAAUAUCUAGCACUUUACAGAAAAAAUGUGCCGUCCUGUGUGGGACAAGAUUUGCAGGAAUCAUAAUAACUGUGUGGAGAAUCUUCCUGAAGUUUUAGGAGGAACCUGAGUCAUAAUUUGAUGCUGAAUCAGAGAAAACAAGUGUUUGUGCUUUUCUGCCACAGAGGUAAGAAAAAUCAAGUUUUGUUUAAGAUUAACCCACAGAAGUGGCUACUAAGAUUUUUAACGGUAAGAGUAACUGACCCAUAUUGAUGUGUUGGAUGCCAGACCCGGCACCAGUAUUUGCUACGCACUAUCCAGUUUCAUUGCCACCAUGGCCCUCUUGUCUCUGGCAGUUACAGGCUGUGUGGCCUUGGGCAGGUUUCUUGACCUCUCUGUGUCUCAUUUUCUUCCUGUGGAAAAUAAGGACAGAAAUAGUACCUACCUCGUGGAAUUGUUAUGAGGAUUAAAUGAAUUCACGGAAAGCACAUAGAACAAGGCCUAGCAUAUAAUUAGCUCUCAGUCACUAUCAUGAACAAUAUUACCUCAGUUUUUCACAUGAGAAAAUCAACAUUUAGAGAAAAUAACUUGCUCGUUUUCACAGAAUUGUGAGACCUAGACUUGACCGUUAAAUGGUGUCAUGCCCAGCCGCUACAGAGGGACAGAAUGAGGCUGCUCGUUGGCCAUGGGAAAAGGAAGUUCGUGACGUGGCAGGGGACUUCUUUGACCACACAUCUGGAAAGACAUUGCUAGUGGCCAGUGUGCCCUGCUGUGGCCUGAAUGUCUGUGUUCCUCUGAAAUCCACGUGUUGAAACUGACUCUGGAAGGUGCUGAUGUUAGGAGGUGACGAAGAGAGAAUUCUCAUGGCAAGACAGAGCAAGGUCACGGCAAGAAGGCACAAUCUGUGAGAAAGUGGCCCUCACCGGACACCACCAGCGCCUCGGUCUUGGACUUCCCAGCCUCCAGAACCGUGAGAAGUGUAUUUCCGUUGUUCCUAAGUUACCCGGUCUAUGGCGCUUUGUUAUGGGAGCCUGAAUGGACUAAUAAUAGCCAUCCUGACUGAUACAA
Molecule: messenger RNA, 7125 nt
Organism: Lemur catta (Ring-tailed lemur)
Lineage: Eukaryota; Metazoa; Chordata; Mammalia; Primates; Lemuridae
Gene: HERC3
Product: HECT and RLD domain containing E3 ubiquitin protein ligase 3
Exons: 27
Coding region: 244-3396 (1050 amino acids)
Biological process (GO): ubiquitin-dependent protein catabolic process; protein ubiquitination
Cellular component (GO): cytosol
Molecular function (GO): ubiquitin protein ligase activity
Source: RefSeq, a predicted model, not a curated record